AUGGCCGACUGUUCUGGAUUAUUGUGCUCGGCUAAAUACAUUCCUCACUAUCGACUUGCACCCCAAGGAGUGGAUUGGCCAGGAUGUGUUUAUGACGAGAAUAUCACCCGACGACCUUUAUUUCUUCUUCUUCGAUCCGAUGAACUUUCCCCUAGGGUGGAGACGGCUUCUACAUCUUUGUUCAUUGUGGUCUAUCUCUUUGACGCUAUCCUAGAUUGUCGACUCUCUGAGGCGUUCAAUUUGGGGCCUGAAAUAACGGGUGUUUUUCGAGUCACCGACAGAUGGCAUGAGUUAAGCAAAAUUUUGCUUGCAAAUGAAGAUCAUCGUGAGAAUGAGGAUGCUGCAACUUCACUUUACAAGGAAGUGGGAUCCUACUUUAGGGGUGUAUACCUUAUUAUAGAGUCAAUAGGCACUUCAGCGUUACCUAACGUGAAAGCUGACUAUCCUCCAGAAGGUGACUGCCUCCAGACUCCCUUCGCGUGGAAUGCCAUAGAUCUCUCCACUGCAGUGACUCAGAUGUGUCAGAAAACCCUCAGAGAUCCCAGACGACGGCACUUUAGUGCCUCUGAAAGAUGCUAUUCUGUGGACCAUAGAGAAGGUCAAAGCCAGCGGACGACUGAAGCAUUUCGACGACCACGGCUCCUCUCCGACGCAAAUGACUCGCUAAAACAACCUCCACGUAGUCGAACCGUUUCCAACGAUCGUCGCUUCUCUGUCAAUGCAUUUGAAAGUAGCCCAAGCGAUCUACAAGUCCGCGAAGUCAUUAGCAAAGAAUCCGAUUUACAAUCUUUAGAAGAAUCCUCACCUCUGUGGAGGCUUAACACGGACGAACUGGAAGAUUUGCCUAAAUUCGUCGAGUUUAAUCUCCAAUUGACCACACGAAGUUUUAUUAAAAAGGAUUUGACCACCGGUAGCCACUCCAGUGAGAUCAGGCGGACGGUCAUGGAGGUCUUUAAACUCCAGUCCUCCGCCUGCAAUAUGAGCCCUUGGGUACACGAUAUACCCACUCGGGUGGGGCAUGGUCAUCCUCUGCGUCGAUUGAAAACGUUCAGUGGACAAAUGAAGGUUUCAAUGACGGGAAAAGUAGUGUCUGCUUGUGGACUCUCACGUCACCUCCGGAGCGCCAACUUCUGCUCCACUGAGGGUGAGAUUCUCCUUACUAGAGGCUAUUCAGAAACAAGGCUUCAGGAGGUGAUGGAAUUCCCCACCAUUGGACGUGUUUUUCCUUUCAAUUUUUCAAGAAAUCUCCUCUACAUUUAUCUACAGAGCGUUACUUUCGGAAUGCUCAAAAGCGUUUCAAAGAACAUCGAAAUUGUUAUACAGUUGUGGUGUUCGGAUGCCAGUGGAAGGCAUACAAUUCCGGCAUUUCACAAUCUCGGUGCCCAGAAUGUGCUAAAAACUGAAGCUCGAACUCAUGUUAUCCUGAAAAACCGAUCACCUGAAUUCACUGAUGAAAUCAAAGUGAUUCUUCCGAAGGAGCUCAAUUCGAACCACUACUUGCUCUUUACUUUUGUCCACGUCGACCUUUCACCUUCACGUGACACCAGCAAUUCCGUCCUUGGUUACUCGUGGCUUCCGAUUCUCAUUAGUGGAAGAAUAUUUUCUGGAGAAGAGAAGCUUUAUCUAACCCAUGAUCAUCCUACUCCCGAAAUGGCCCAAACAAUACCUAGGCAUGUUGAAGCCUUGGCAAAGGAUGACAUGGAGGCCGGGAAAACGCAUUUUCUCAACAAGACGUCAUUUCACCUCCGUGUGGUGCCACUCAGCAGUUUGUACCAAGACGAUGACUUUGUCGCCUCAGUGAUAAGAGAAUGUAAUUUUGCGAAUUUCACGGAAACAAGUGAAUCACUGAGCAAACAGGACCUCUUUUUGGCCCAAUCGGGAUCGGAUUCUCUAUCCUCUCCUCCGCCACUGCUUUUGCAUCUCCAGAAGGCAAAACUGAACCAGCUAGUUUUGCAUUUGGUGCCAAUCAUGGAUGGACUGCUACAGACUCUAGGAGCCUGUCUGGUACAAAACAAUGUAAAAGCAUCACAAAAUUUACUCACCCUGCUGGCUUUCUACAUUCAUCGUAUAUCAAAGGGUCUCUCCGACUGGGAAGAGCAAUUUACUGGACGCAAUCGCUUUAUAUGUGCAUAUUUAUCAGGCAUCGGAAGGUGCUCCAUUGAGCAUGUUCUACCAUAUCUUCUCUCCGGAUAUCCAAUGAUGGGACUGGCUUGGAUAGAUGAUGUUUUCGAGUACCUCCACAGGUCUAAUGAGAAUUUGACCAAGAAGUUGCAUGAGGAAUUGCUUCAAUGCCUCAUCGGUCAGAUUGCCACCAAUACUCCGUUUUCCAGGAACUUCUAUGAGGAGACGUUGUGGUUCUUCUUGGAACUGCUGGUUCGAACUCUAAUCGUGGAAUGCAAAAUUAGCGAUGAAUCCGCCAGCCAACUUUUUGUGGAAAAUUUGGAUCUCCUUACUCGGGAAGUCACGAAAAGCAUCACCAACCGCCUAAUGCAGGACGACAAGGAGGAAACCUUUGAUAGCACUUGCCUUCUGAAUCGCGCUUUCGCAUUCUUUCUGCAGGACCUUUUAAUCUGUCUCAAUGCCACUCAUGUGUUUCGGUUUACCUCAGCUUACAUGCAGGCAAUCAACUCAUUCAUUGAAGAAUUGCUGGCACCCAGCUCUUGGAACUCGGAGGAUGAAGAGGCAGCGUCAUCUCGAGACAAGAAGGUUCGAAAUCUGCAAUUACUGAAACUAGAAAUGCUUCAAAUCCUCACAGCCGCACCAGACUAUCUGGCUCUGAGUCUACCCGACCAAAGUCUGUUGCCUGAUACUGUGCAUUCAAUAAAUCAGGUCGCUUACUUUACCACAUUUGAGCAGGAAGAUGAAAUUCUCACUGAUCCAACCUACCAAAGACUACACUUUUUACCAGCGAUGCUACUGGGGGAAAUUCGCACCUGCCUCCUUCAUUCAGAACCCGCAUUGCAGGAGAACGCCCUGACUACCCUAUGGUACCUCAUGAAAAGUCACGAGUCCCAGUCUUGCACAUUUAGAGCAGGGCGAGAAUCCUCCAAUCUCUGGGAUGCGGCUGCGCUUUACAUCCCACUUCUAGACAUCGCUUGCGACAAUGCCUCUGCCAUGUAUGUCAGUUGGGUCGGUGCCUUGAAGAAGCAGGAAAGAGUGCUCAGAGAGGUGGCAAAGGUCUCUGUACUUUUGGAUGCUCAGCGGAGCUCAAACGAUGGCGCUUCGAAGCGGUCCGGGUGGAUUUUAUCUUCUAUGACUGCUAAGGAACGGGUUAGAUGGAUGGGUCGUCGUAUCUCGUUAACUCCGGACCGUAGAGGAUCAGUGGAACAUCGUUCAUCUAGUGCACCGUCACUUCCAUCACAACAAGAGUACACCACUUUCCCUAGCCCAAGUAAAACGUGGAUCCACGCUGUCCUCUCUUCAGCUCCCUUCUCACUGCCCAGCGAGACGACUCACGUAUUCAGUGACUGUGUCACGAGACUCCUCCUCUUAGAGACGCUUUGGAUCCUCCAAUACACUCAUCGACAGGUCCUUCUACAGUGGCUCGUCACUAGGGGUGUUGAAAAGGCGCAGAAUCUUGUUGAGCUGCUCAUUCUUGCUCUCAACUACUUUGAGUAUCCGGGUGGGAAUGAGUUUUUGACCGAGUCAACGGACGAAGACUCCAAAGUCGUUCAGAAGCUCGGGGAGUCGCCCAUUCUCCAGUUGAAGAGAUUAGACAAUCUCGGGUGUCAAACUACUGAUACACUACCAGUCGCGUGUCGUGAGGAGACAAAACUUCUCUACCUAUUUGUGACCUCGGUCGUGUGUAAAACUUUAGAUCUUCUCAUUAAUGCCUUUGAUCAUCCCCUUUCAGCUAGUGAUGUGACAGGGGAGGAGAGUGACAACCUGAUCAUAUCUUCCCGCCUCAUUUGCAGUAUUGCUAGAGCAUACAUCUUUGGUCUGAGCAUGCACCACUGUUCCAAAACAUUUCAGCUUCUUUGCUGUGGCAUGUCCGAAUUGAUCUCAAAGUUCCCACAGUACUUCCUGGACGAGGCGUCGGUUACACACUUCGUGCUUUGUCGGGUGCUACUACCUCAUUGUGCCUCUCCGCUGAAAAAAAUUAGGAAGAUUGCAAAUGCUGCUGCAUUUCACCUCCUUCAACAGUGCCACCAAGUUUGCGAUCACCUGUAUCCUGUGAAUGGCCAAAUGGCCCUGGCUCUACACUCCCUCCUAGCACCCAACGAUCUCACUCUUGACACAUCAUCCUCCCCCUCCUGGUUCGCCCGACGCCUAGGGGUCGUGACUGAGUGUCUCUCCUACCUCACCGAGGCUAGCACUAACCUCUACUGGCACCAUCUCCUCUCCCACCUCAUCUACGACCGCAGGAUUCAUGGUGGUCAGGAGGGUGACCCGCUGUUUCCCACACUCGCUCCCCCUCAUAUUCACUUCCUUUUGGCAAGAGCACAUCUUUCGGCUUGCUUUCGGGCGCUCAAAGAAUACGCUAAGGCGGAUACAAGGGAAGGAGGUGAUUUAGGGAGAAAUAAAGGUAGUGGAGGUGUGUCAUUCAACGGACUACGUUUUGCAAUGACGUUUGCAAAUACCCAAGCGCCUGAUGCUGGAUUUCAGGCUCAACUUAAUGCAUCUGUGGAUAUUUUGCAUGAUAUAUUCACAUGCCUCCUUCAUUUCAACGAUCUCCAAAGACGCUAUACCGGCUCCCAGAUCGUUGAAAAGGACGACCGAAUUUCUGUGGUCGAGUUGCUCGUUGAUCUGGCAUCUGUAUGUCGUCUGCUUCCUGAACUGCGGCAGUACUGGCUUUUGCGUCUUGCAGAGGUCCACUUAUUUUUCAAACAGCCAGCAGAAGCAGCCCAAGCCCUGCUUCACACCCUUGCCAUCGAUGUGGAACAGAUGGUGAGCCGGAAAAGCUCCCCCCUCUUCACCGUCCUAAGCGAAGGCGUUGAUUCCAUGGCGCGUCAAUUGGGAUCGCCAAACCUCCUAGAGGAGUCGGCUCUAGAACUGGCCGUUGGACUUCCAGCCUCCACUCCUCUCCCAAUCACAGCUGAACGCUCCCUGCAGAAGACCUCUGCAAACGUAUUUGUGAAGCGCUUUUACGAGUUGAUCGAAAGAAUUGCUAAGUGCUUCCAUGCGGCCGAUCAAUCUGAGCAGAUUCCAUCACUUUGUUACUGGAUUCUACCGAUUUUGUACUCAACUAGGGAACAAGAGUGUCUCCGUCAGGUGUACGAACUUAUUCGGACCUCGCAUAGUGCCAUAUACGAACCUGCCCGAACAAAUCGCCUCUUCAAUACAUACUUUCGAGUUGGAUUUUACGGCCCUCUGUUUGGUGACCAGAAUGGCAAGGAGUUCAUCUACAAGGAGGCCCCACUGACCAAGCUGGCCGAGAUUACCGCCCGUCUUCAGGAGUUUUACUCGCAUCAACUUGGUGGCAAACCGGUUGAGAUAAUUAAGAGCUCCAGUCGAGUUUUUGCUGCAGAUCUCGAUGAGGCCAUUGCCUACCUGCAGAUAACAUAUGUGGAACCGCACUUUGAGGAAUUCGAGCUUCGAAAACGAAGACUCGAGUGUGAAAGAAAUUAUGGAAUUAAACGCUUUGUGAUGGUGACACCAUUCACACAGGCGGGUUUCGCGCAUGGUAGCAUUUCGGAGCAGUUCAAGAGGAAGGUGAUUCUGACGACGUCACGAUGCUUUCCCUACUUGAACCUGCGACUCCCGGUCAUUGGUCACGAGGAGUUAGUUCUUUCACCCAUAGAGGUUGCUAUUGAAGAUGUCGCAACGCGCAAUCAACAGCUAGCACUGGCAAUUCACACAGAUCCUCCUGAUGCAAAAUUCCUUCAAAUGGUCCUUCAGGAUGAAACGGCUCUAUUUCAGGGCUGCGUGAGCACGACUGUGAAUCAGGGACCCCUGGAGGUUGCGGUUGCCUUCUUGAAUAAACGGGGCUCCCCUUCUUCGUCAGCGUCCCAAGAGAACCCCGUCAUCACUGUAUCAGAAUCAGAUGACGAGCAGCAGAAUGAACUCCGGCUCUGUUUGAAGGAGUUUCUGCGCAAAUCGCAAGAGGCGGUGCGAAUGAAUCGGCAGUUGAUUGGUCAAGACCAGGAGGAGUACCAGCGCGAGCUUGAACGCAACUUCGUUCAAAUUAAACUGCAAAUGGAGCCCUUUUUAAAACCUCCGAUAUCUUUCCGGGAUUUGAUAACUGUGGGAUCUGGGGAGGGCUACAGGGACAGCCCGAAGGCAAUGCCGCCCAACGAAAGUACAAUCGGCGGAGCUUUCAGUGCCCGCUAA
Messenger RNA from Echinococcus granulosus, 6270 nucleotides. Its product is annotated as Dedicator of cytokinesis protein 7. Gene Ontology annotation, biological process: small GTPase-mediated signal transduction; positive regulation of GTPase activity. The record is from RefSeq and is a predicted model, not a curated record. Gene Ontology annotation, molecular function: guanyl-nucleotide exchange factor activity. The transcript has 30 exons. The coding region runs from base 1 to 6270 and encodes 2089 amino acids. NCBI's taxonomy places the organism in Eukaryota, Metazoa, Platyhelminthes, Cestoda, Cyclophyllidea, Taeniidae.